AGACAAUGAUUUUGACUACCUGGAGUUUCGUCUCUGGAUCGGCCUUUGGUCAGCCUUCCAGUGUCUCAUUCUCGUGGCUACCGAUGCCAGCUUCCUGGUCAAGUACUUCACCCGCUUCACCGAAGAAGGUUUUUCCUCCCUGAUUAGCUUCAUCUUCAUUUACGAUGCUUUCAAGAAGAUGAUCAAGCUGGCCGACCAUUACCCGAUCAACUCCGAGUUCAAGGUGGACUAUAUCACGCAUUACUCUUGUGCCUGUGAACCAUUAGAUCCAGUGAAUAGCUCGUUCAAUAACGGGACAAUGGUGUUGCCAGCCGAUGAGCUGUUCUAUUCCUCUACUGAGACGUACAACACCACCAUUGACUGGUCAUCUCUGACAACGAAGGAGUGCUUGAAAUACGGAGGACGACUUGUGGGCAACAACUGUGACUAUGUCCCUGACAUCACCCUCAUGUCUUUCAUCCUCUUUUUCGGCACUUACACCUGCUCCAUGGCCCUGAAGAAAUUCAAGACCAGUCGCUAUUUUCCAACCACCGCCCGGAAGCUCAUCAGUGACUUUGCCAUUAUCUUGUCCAUUUUGAUUUUCUGUGGAAUAGAUGCCCUGGUAGGUGUGGACACACCAAAGCUCAUUGUGCCAAGUGAAUUCAAGCCAACCAGUCCCGAGAGGGGCUGGUUUAUCCCACCUUUUGGAGGGAACCCGUGGUGGGUGUACAUGGCAGCAGCCAUCCCUGCACUGCUGGUGACUAUCCUCAUCUUCAUGGACCAGCAAAUCACAGCCGUCAUCGUCAACAGGAAGGAGCACAAGCUCAAGAAAGGUGCUGGAUAUCAUCUGGAUUUGUUCUGGGUGGCCAUUCUGAUGAUCAUAUGCUCCUUCAUGGGUCUGCCCUGGUACGUUGCUGCUACCGUCAUCUCCAUUGCUCAUAUUGACAGCUUGAAGAUGGAGACGGAAACUUCAGCCCCUGGAGAACAGCCCAAGUUUUUGGGAGUGAGGGAGCAGAGAGUCACUGGAGUCAUCGUUUUCAUUCUGACCGGUGUGUCUGUCUUUAUGGCUCCCAUCCUCAAGUUCAUUCCCAUGCCUGUGCUCUACGGCGUCUUCCUCUACAUGGGUGUCGCUUCGCUCAAUGGCGUGCAGUUCAUGGAUCGUCUGAAGCUGCUCUUGAUGCCUCUAAAACACCAGCCGGACUUCAUCUACCUGCGCCACGUCCCGCUGCGCAGGGUCCACCUGUUCACCUUCCUGCAGGUGGUGUGCCUGGCCCUCCUCUGGAUCCUCAAGUCGACCGUGGCUGCUAUCAUAUUCCCUGUCAUGAUCCUGGCACUUGUAGCAGUCAGAAAAGCCAUGGACUACCUCUUCUCCCAGCAUGACUUAAGCUUUCUUGACGACGUCAUUCCAGAAAAGGAUAAGAAAAAGAAAGAGGACGAGAAGAAGAAGAAGAAAAAGAAGGGCAGUGUGGACAGUGACAAUGAUGAUUCUGACUGCCCCUACUCAGAAAAAGUCCCAAGUAUUAAAAUACCAAUGGACAUCAUGGAGCAGGAACCUUUCCUAAGUGAUAGCAAACCUGCCGACAGAGAAAAACCACCAACAUUCCUUGAACGCCAUACGUCGUGCUGAUACAAUUCCUUUCCUUCAGUCACGCACCAUGCCAAGCCCUCCACCAACUCCAGUAAAAGUUGUGCCUCAAAUUAGAAUAGAACUUGAGCCUGAAGACAAUGGUUAUCUCUGGAGGAGCAAGGGAACAGAAACGACUUUGUAAUUUGUCUGUUAAAUCUGUUAUGGAAUUUAUUUUGUCACUAGCCAAAUACUGAGAUGCUCCCUGCUCCCCACCUGCGUAGGUAGAGGGGACGUCCCGCGUUGCCC
Molecule: messenger RNA, 1852 nt
Organism: Pelecanus crispus (Dalmatian pelican)
Lineage: Eukaryota; Metazoa; Chordata; Aves; Pelecaniformes; Pelecanidae
Source: RefSeq, a predicted model, not a curated record